AUGGGAGGAUCAGGAGGCUACCACCCUGUCAAGAUUGACCCGGGAGUGGAGGCGUUUGCCUACAUGAGGGAGAAUGUGUGGCAGCACUUCCGCUUCACGAACCGAACGACCCGCCUCGCCGUCAUCUGGGGUGUCGUUUUCCCGUCGCUCGUCUUCGCCGUCUCCUACCAACAAGACCUCAAGUGGGAUCUCCUCGGCGCACGACGGGACGACCCUAUCGCACGAUUUGGCAAGUAUUCGCAGAAGCCGAGCGAGCGGGCGGCAGCAGCGGCGCCGGCGGACGAGGAGUAA
This is a messenger RNA of Rhodotorula toruloides NP11, 291 nucleotides long. RefSeq names its product NADH-ubiquinone oxidoreductase subunit. The transcript has 5 exons. The coding region runs from base 1 to 291 and encodes 96 amino acids. Lineage: Eukaryota; Fungi; Basidiomycota; Microbotryomycetes; Sporidiobolales; Sporidiobolaceae. The record is from RefSeq and is a predicted model, not a curated record.